Messenger RNA from Fonsecaea nubica, 705 nucleotides. RefSeq lists its product as hypothetical. The coding region runs from base 1 to 705 and encodes 234 amino acids. NCBI's taxonomy places the organism in Eukaryota, Fungi, Ascomycota, Eurotiomycetes, Chaetothyriales, Herpotrichiellaceae. The transcript has 3 exons. The record is from RefSeq and is a predicted model, not a curated record.
AUGGCUACGGCAAGGGCUGGAGGAAGCGGAAAGGACCUCACAGCAACCUCGCGGCGUUUGGCGCGGUAUGAGAGCCUUCUCAAUGAGAUCUUGCCAAUGGUGUCGCCAGAGGUACGCGCCUUGAUCGAGGAAGCGCGUGACAACGAUACCGCAGUGUCAAAUAACGGUUCCGAGACGGCGGAAACAGAUCAAAAUUUCCUCCCUCCUGCUUUACUCAAGUCCGAGUCGAGCCUGGCAGCAUCGGGAGGGCGCAUCAUCCUGCCGCUCCCCGUGCCCAGCCCACACGCUCCAGCACCCUCGCGCUCCUCGACAUCGUCGGGGACGUUUGAUCCAGUUGCCCCGCCGCCCACGAUCGCCAGCACAGGACCAGGAUCUACUGUCCAGACGGCGUCACGACUCUCGCCCGAAUCUAACAUCUCGGGAACACGAUUGCCGUCUAUCACUGCCGAAGGGCUCCUGAUCGAAACCGGACUGAGGGAUCGUUCGCCUACAAGUUUACACCGACCGGUCGACACAGUUGGCAGCUAUGGGCAGGACCGUCUCGGAGCACCGCCAACCUCUCCGGGCAGUCACACGUCCCUUGGAGGUGCGUUAAGCGGACCACAUCCUGGACGUUCAGAUACUGACCCGCGGAGAAGAGACUAUGCGGUCCCCACAGUUUUCCCCUGGCUGAAAUCCAACGAAGCGGCUGCCGUGCGAAAUUGA